Miscanthus lutarioriparius is the source of this 444-nucleotide messenger RNA. The record is from the annotation of a GenBank genome assembly. NCBI's taxonomy places the organism in Eukaryota, Viridiplantae, Streptophyta, Magnoliopsida, Poales, Poaceae.
AUGACUGACUGGUUCCGGAACCUUACACAGUUGGUGAAGAUUUCCUUUAAGUGUAGCGAGCUAAAGGAAGAUAAAACCAUAGAGAUACUUGGGGAGCUCCCAAAACUGAUGCUCCUUCGAAUUGAUUACCAUGCAUACCUUGGGGAUAAAUUAGAGUUUGGAACCAGAGCGUUCCUGAACCUCAGGACUCUUCAGAUUUGGUGUAUGGAAGACCUGAAAGAGAUUAGCUUUGAGGAGGGCACCUCCCCUCAGAUGGAAAGGAUAGAAAUCGGGUACUGCAUUUUGAAGUCAGGGAUUAUUGGUGUCAAGCACCUUCCAAGGCUCAAGGUGAUUUUUCUCGAUUAUGCUUCCAAGUUGGCAAGGCUCCGCAUGCUGGAAGAGGAAGUGAACGCACACUCCAAUCAUCCUGUCCUGCAGAGGACCGAAGCCACCAUGACCUGGUAG